Diaporthe amygdali is the source of this 1023-nucleotide messenger RNA. RefSeq lists its product as uncharacterized. Bases 1 to 1023 code for a protein of 340 amino acids. The transcript has 3 exons. The record is from RefSeq and is a predicted model, not a curated record. NCBI's taxonomy places the organism in Eukaryota, Fungi, Ascomycota, Sordariomycetes, Diaporthales, Diaporthaceae.
AUGGGGGACGAGAAGCAAAGCCCCAUCGUGUACCAAGACCCGUACCCGAGCGGAGGGAGCCGGGACGUCAUCAACGGAGCUUACAGCAGCACGCCGCAAAGCGGGAGCGCUUCGGCGUACAACCUUCCAGGAACCAUAGCGACAGUGACAGCGAGCCAUCAUGGGCGAACCGAGACGGCCUACUCAAAUUCUCAAGCAUACAACUCAAGACCGGUGUCAAUGACCUACGGAAAUGGUGCCGCCCCAGCACAAGCCUAUGGGUCUUAUAAGAGCACGAACUCACAAAAUUGGGAUCACCCGGGAAGGUUUUCACCAACGGACUCGAUGGACGACAUCAUGGCGUCCCCUAGCUUGUCCGACUACUCCAUCGACAACAGUGGUGGGACCGGGACGACGCCGCCAGGCAAGCACCAUAAGUCGUCUUCACACGGCAAGGCCAGCCGAUCACAACGGAGGCCAUCGAACCGCGACGAGUUCGAUGGGCCACACCAGUUCCUCCAGCGACCGCCGCCAGAGUACAUAGCGAUGCAGGAGCGCGAGCUGCCGCACCUCCCAACCAACCUGCUUGUGCAGGAGCAGGACAGCGUGCUGGCGCAGGUCAACGACCGGUUGUCGCAGUGCGCGUACGACUUUGUGGCCAAGUACCAGUUUCCAAUCCCGCUGACGCAGGACAUGAGGCCGGUGGAGCGGCCGCAGGACCGCGAGUGGACCGAGUGGGUGUACCUGCUCAAGCGGCUGGCGACCAAGCGGCGUAUCCCAGCGCGGGUGCUGUACAACGGGCAGAUCAAGCAGUUCGUGACGAUCCUCGAAAACAGCCUCGAGAUGAGGCACGCGGCCAAGCACCAGAGCCGCCCGCUCAAGGACGAUAGGAACAUUCUGCAGCUCAUUAGCGCCGGCAUCCAGGUCGCCAAGAUCCUCAAGGACGCCCAGGCCAUGGACUACCUCGACCGGCUGUACGUCAGCACUGAGCAGCAGAUCCAGGAGAGGGCUAAGGCCGCUGCCGCGAGGUUCAGCCGCGGUUGA